AAACCUAAAACCCCAUUAUUGCUGGUUUCUGCUGCUGCCUACGCCGUGUUGCCAAGUCCCGUCUCCUGCAAAUUCAUUCUUCGCUCCACCGCCGCCGCCAAGAUGGCUUCACCGGCGGGCAGGAACCAGAAGUCCAGGAAAUCCAAGUCCAAGCAUUCUCUGAAGGAGCUCAAAGCCCUUGGCCAGCAGUUGCUCUCUUCCAGAAGCCACGUCAACAACCUUCCCCUCCUCCUCAACUUCAUCUCCCCUGAAUUCCCUCCCCAAUACGUUCUCGAAUCCCUUCUCUCUCUCCAGUCCUUCUUCACUCCCCUCCUCCCUCAGCUCCCUCCUUCUUCCUCCAAAGCUCACUCUGCCCCUUCUAAAGGCGACGACGAUGCCGAAGUUAUUUACAGGACAUGGCUUCGCUCCAAGUUUGAUCACCUCGUUAGCUCCCUCAUCGACAUUGUCAUCUCGCCGCAGCCUGAUCCCACGUUGAGAGAAGUUGUGUUGGAUGCCAUCAUGGAAUUUGUUAAGGCUGGGAAUAGAGGGAAAUUUCAUUCCGCCAUAUAUCACAGGUUAAUCCACAACAUUGUCUACUCCAGCAACCCAGUUGAUUUUAUCGUAGAGUUGCUAGUGUCCAAGUUCUUCAAGUACAGUGAUAUACGUUACUUCACAUACAUCAGCCUUGAGAAACUAACCAGGACUUUUGAAGCUAAACAAAGCUCUGACAAUAAAGUUGAAAAUUCCAGUGGUGGUAUUGAGGAGCGGAAUCAGUCAUCAGAACGUCUUGAGCUUCCGAUCCACAAAGUGCACUAUCUUUUGGCCCACAUGCCCACUCUUGAUGAUCACGAAGAGAACUCUAAUCUUGAGAUGUGGAGUGAUUCAGGAAUACCCUUGAAAGAUGAAUCUCAAACUCCUAAACCCACAAAAACUAAAGAUAAAGAGCUCAAGUCAAGCAAACAAACUAAUGUGAGUCAUCUAUUAUCUAUUUGGCUCUCUGAGUUAUUAUGGGUCAUAUCAACAGCAAGUAUUGUCAAAAAGAUGAAAGUCAAAUUUACAAAUGCGUGGAUUUCAUUUCUUAGGUUACCACUUCCACUUGACAUAUACAAGGAGGUUCUUGCAACUUUGCAUCAAACUGUCAUGCCUAACCUGGGCAAUCCCCUAAUGUUAUGUGACUUCUUAACAAGAUCAUAUGAUAUUGGUGGGGUUGUCAGCGUCAUGUCUCUUAGCAGUCUCUUCAUCCUUAUGACUAAGCAUGGGUUGGAGUACCCCGACUUCUAUGACAAACUGUAUGCACUGCUGGUACCUUCUGUCUUUAUGGCAAAACACAGGGCAAAAUUUUUUGAGCUCCUUGAUUCAUGCCUAAAGUCACCUCUUCUUCCGGCAUAUCUUGCUGCUGCUUUUACUAAGCGGUUGAGUAGGCUCUCACUUGUGGUCCCUCCAUCAGGAGCAAUGGUUAUCAUUGCAUUGAUUCAUAACCUCCUGCGCAGGCAUCCUUCAAUCAACUGCUUGGUUCACCGGACAUCGAACAAUAACUCAGAAGCAGAAAGAGACAGUGUUGAUAAUGAUGAUGGAAGUGGGACUAGCAGAAGAUUAGGUGUCGACCAUUUUGACAAUGAGGAAAGCAAUCCAGUGAAGUCCAAUGCAUUGAGAAGCUCUUUGUGGGAAGUGGAUAACCUUCGCCACCAUUACUGUCCCCAUGUUUCAAGGUACGUUGAUAAUGUGAGAGCAAAAACCACAGAGAUGAAUAUAAAGGACUUCAGUUCUGGGUCAUAUGCCACAAUUUUUGCGGCAGAGAUUCGAAGAAGAGUGAAACAGGUGCCUCUGGGAUUCUAUAAAAUGACACCAACGACAUUGUUCUCGGAGUCUGAUUUUGGUGGUUGGACAUUCAAAUGCGAAGAAGAAGCAAGCAAGCAAGGAGAUGAGAGCAGCAGCCCUUCGAAACGACAGAGGACAGAGUGAAGUCAGUGGAUAGCAGAUCAAAGAAGGUGCGAAGAAUCUCCUUGUAACAUUUGAGCUAAUCAUGCCGUGGCGUGAGAGGAAAACGUGAAAGAGUGGAUAUUAUGGUUGCAGCAGCGUCUUGUGGGGUUGGCACAUUUUGCUUAUUGCUAGCUAUGAAUGAUGGUAAAAGACUAAAAGGGGAGGGUCGAGGAGCCGCAGCAGUGGGUUGGAAAAUGUAUUAGUUUUACUCUAUAGUUGUGGUCAUUGGAAAUUGCUGUUAUCUGUUUUAUGUUUCUCCUUUUGUUGUUAAGUUAGUAUAUCUAUGAAACAAGUGAGACUAACAGGGGUAGUGUUGUUUGGUUUUGAUGAAAUGCAUCUUAGCUUGGGGUUCCUUGCUGGGUUUAUUGCUUGGUUAAAAAUGUGUCACUACCCCAAUGUUAACUGUGAGGUUUAAUGAAGUGUCAGUUGCCUAUUUCUCUGCAAAAAAGGUCUGAGGCAGGGGGAUCCCCUCUCCCUCUACCUAUGGAGUUAUUUUCUUGUCUUAUGCAUAGAGUUCUGCAGCAAAAUGCUAUGCCUUCCCACAUUAUGUGCAAGAGGUUGAAUUUGAC
This is a messenger RNA of Linum tenue, 2528 nucleotides long. NCBI's taxonomy places the organism in Eukaryota, Viridiplantae, Streptophyta, Magnoliopsida, Malpighiales, Linaceae. The record is from the annotation of a GenBank genome assembly.